Messenger RNA from Gymnodraco acuticeps, 1520 nucleotides. Its product is annotated as E3 ubiquitin-protein ligase CCNB1IP1. The coding region runs from base 512 to 1297 and encodes 261 amino acids. Gene Ontology annotation, cellular component: synaptonemal complex. The record is from RefSeq and is a predicted model, not a curated record. Gene Ontology annotation, biological process: reciprocal meiotic recombination. The transcript has 5 exons. Gene Ontology annotation, molecular function: ubiquitin protein ligase activity. NCBI's taxonomy places the organism in Eukaryota, Metazoa, Chordata, Actinopteri, Perciformes, Bathydraconidae.
UUCAAUCCUGUCCAAAUCAAACAAAAACAUAUUUACAUGCCCAAAGCGCUAAUGUGAGAACAAACAUAAAAAACAAAAUCCUACAUUAGUGUGGACACUGGUGGAUUUAGGGGCAGUUUGGUGGAUUGGAGAGCCAUUAGGCCGCACAGCAAAUGGCCUUUUAAGGUUGAGUGUAUUGACAGAGAGGAGAGGAGCAAACACACCACAUGCCUGAAAACACCAGCUCUUCAUUAGUAACCAUACAAGCUGAGGAAGAAUUACCAACACACACACACAAAACAAUUUUGACUCAUAGCUGUCCACACACACACACACAUGCAGGGUUAGAGAGUGUCAGCAGAACUGGUCACAUGUUUUCCAAAGUUCAUCAUCCUCAGCAUGUAUGGGGUUUGAUGAUGAGACAAAAACAUGGUUAAUGCCCCUCUGAGAUAAUAAACCCACAAUCAAGUGUACAAACACUAAAUUAAUGGAUUAAGACGUGCUGCUUCAAGGCCAAGAUAGCGUCGGGGCCAUGUCUUUCUGCGAUGACACGCUCCUGUGUAACUUCCCAAAGUGUCGCACCAAGCUGAGCGGCUUUGCCUGGGUCACAGCUUGCUCGCAUGUCUUCUGUGAUCAGCACGGGUCCGGUGAGUUCAGCCGCUCCCCCGCCAUCUGCCCGGCCUGCUCCUCUGCGCUGUCAGGGAAGCUGGACAUUGUGAGGACAGAGCUGUCGCCAUCUGAGGAGUACAAAGCCAUGGUGCUGGCAGGCCUGCGACCAGAUGUGAUUCUGGACAUCAGCGCCCGAGCUCUGGCCUUCUGGAGCUAUCAGGUCCAUCAGGAGCGCAUGUUUCAAGAGUACAGUUUGUCUCGAGCGGAGGCCCAGCUGAAGCAGAUGGAUAAAGUGGUGACUCAGCAGAACCAAAGCAGAGAGGUGGAGCUCUCCGGCAUGAGGGGGGAAAUCGCUUCCCUGAAAAAAGUGAUGGAGGAGUAUAAAAGGAAGUACAGCGAGGUUUCUGAGAGGCUGAUGGAGAGAAACAGGCAGUACCAGAAACUGCAGGGGCUGUACGACUCUCUGAGGCUGCGUAACAUGGUGGUGGGUGCGGGGGACAGAGACAUGCUGCCACAACCAGGACGGAACGACUAUAACAUCGGCGUGGCUCGGCAGGGAACUCCCCAGAGGAGCCCACAGUUCCUCUCCGUGGCCCCCGGUGGGGACGGGCGGUUCUUCUCCUGCCUGGAGGCUGACGGAGCAAAAAACUUCUUCCAGUACAGCUCCCCCGCCAGGGAGAGAGGCCGGCCCUACAUCAACAAGCACUGAGACGGCCACAACUGUUGAACUUAACUCCACUUAUUUAAAAAUGCUAAGUUGUUCUAAUAUUUAUUUCUGUUGGCAGUGUUUGCCCUGAGUGCAUUUUUGUAGUUUUUUUCUGUGAUUUUGAACUAAACUAGGAGGAAAUCCUAUAUUCAACCUUCUAAAAAGUGUGUUAAGAAGUACUUGGCAAGACAUUGUAAAAACAACAUAAACUGUUUCCUGCCUUACA